Molecule: messenger RNA, 2925 nt
Organism: Zootermopsis nevadensis
Lineage: Eukaryota; Metazoa; Arthropoda; Insecta; Blattodea; Termopsidae
Product: TOM1-like protein 2
Biological process (GO): signal transduction
Cellular component (GO): endosome; membrane
Molecular function (GO): ubiquitin binding; clathrin binding; phosphatidylinositol binding
Source: RefSeq, a predicted model, not a curated record
CAACGAAAGGAAGGAGACAGUACGGAAGUGAUGUCUUUGGGUUGGAGGGUGUGUUGCAUCACAUGAUUGUCAUUUGUCAGUAAAACAUGUCUUUCUUUGGAGGAAAUCCAUUCGCUUCGCCCGUUGGGCAAAGAAUAGAACAAGCCACAGAUGCUUCCCUAGCGUCAGAAAACUGGGCAUUGAACAUGGAAAUAUGUGACAUUAUUAAUGACACAGAAGAUGGGCCCAAAGAUGCAAUAAAAGCUAUCAGAAAACGCCUAACACAAAAUGCUGGGAAAAACUACACUGUGGUUAUGUAUACCCUUACUGUAUUGGAAACGUGUGUCAAGAAUUGUGGGAAACGAUUUCAUAUUUUGGCAUGCAAUAAGGAGUUUGUUCAGGAGCUAGUCAAACUUAUAGGUCCAAAGAAUGAUCCUCCAACAGUUGUUCAAGAAAAAGUGCUUAGUCUGAUUCAAAGCUGGGCUGAUGCAUUCCGUAAUCAAACAGAAUUAUCAGGUGUGGUGCAAGUUUACCAAGAUUUGAAACAGAAAGGAAUCGAGUUCCCAAUGACUGAUCUAGAUACAAUGGCUCCCAUUCUUACACCACAGAGGAGCGUUCCAGAUGCAGAAGUUGCAGUGGGUGUGCCAGCUGUCCCAACUCAUGUGUCAACAUCACCGAUACCUGUUGUGUCACCGCAUGUGGCACCCCCAGGGUCCCCCGCCACCCCUGCUACUCAGGUGGGACCUACUGUCCUUACUUCAGACCAACUUGGCAAACUGCAGAGUGAACUGGAUGUGGUGCAGGGAAACAUGGUGGUUCUGAGUGAGAUGCUGACUGAACUCACUCCUGGCAAAGAACAUCCAAGUGAUCUGGAAUUGUUGCAGGAGCUUCACAGCACAUGUCAGAGCAUGCAGCACCGUCUUGUGGAGCUCAUAGGGAAGUUAGCAAAUGAUGAGAUAACUGCAGAACUCCUUCGAGUUAACGAUGAAUUAAAUAAUUUGUUUUUAAGAUAUAAUAGGUUUGAAAAUAACCGUGAGGCUAGUCUCCAGACUGUCAAGGCCCCAGCAUCUCAAGUUGUGAUAGCAAAUCAGAAGGCUGCUGUAGAAGCUGGAGGUGACUCUUUGAUAGAUCUAAGUGAUGAUGGAGCCCCUGUUAUUGGUGCCACAGGAACUGCUGCUGUUCCUGGCCUUAACACCAAACUUGCUGGACUUAGUUUAGGGAGUGGUAAUGCAGCGGCACAGCUGACUAUGAUUAGCAGCGUUCCAGCCCAACAAGGGUCACAGCAGAAGGAAAAAGAAGAUACAGACUUUGAUAUGUUCGCUCAGUCCAGAAAUGUCACGUAUGAGUCUUCCAAAACAGGUGGCAGCACAUAUCAAGAUAACUUGGAACCAGAUCAGUUGAAUGCACCAUUAGGAGCCAUCGCCCAGAAUCGGACGCAAGCAGUUGUGAAGUGUCUGGAGCGUGAAGCUAACAAUUCACAUCUGUCAUCCACCCACUACUGAUGUCUGGAAUACAUGGACGUUUGCCAGCAUGUCCCCUAUGUGCACUCAUGGCAUAGUUUAAUAGGCACAUGGGCAACUUCAAGUUUGGCUACUAACAGCAAUUCUUUGAAGUAGGAAUAAUAUCAGAAGACUGCAUGAUGCUAUAGCUUGUUUAAUGGUUAUAAAUAGAUCUGAUGCUCAGAUAGUGUUCAUUGGACAAACAACAUGAGUUUUCAAUAGAAAAUGAUCAGUAUUUUGGGAAUUGUUGGUUGUGUCGCUGGUAUUUGUUAAAUUCUUGUUGCUGUUCUUAUAUAUAGAGUGGUUUAUUACUUAGUUUACAGCCUUAUUACUGCUGCUUCAUAGAGGGUGACACCAGAAGUGGUGAUAGCCCAGUACCACAAUGUCUGAUUGAGGGUUUUGUCUGCUCAGAAAUGUUAUAUCCUCCAACCUUCAAGGAUAUUAUUUCAGACAGGCAUAACGAGCUCUGUGAUGCAAGUUGGGAAGUUCACAUUCUGUGUAUCUAGAAUAAAUUAGAAUUUUGAUCUGUAAAUACUGUAUCUAGGUUGUGUGAAUUAUUUCUGUAGACUUUCUGCUUCAGGUCUCCCCCCAGAUAAAAAUUGCGCACAUCCAGCUGCAGAGAAUGUGGCUGCCAAAUCCUUUACUCGUUAUUUUUUCAUUCAGAACAGUAUUUGGCAUCAGCGCUGAAUUUUGUGUGAUGUAUGUUGCAUCUUACUCAAAAUAUUUAUAAUUAAUUCUCAACUAGACAUGUUUAUCCAUUAUGGUUGGACACCACAAAUGCAGUAAAUGCUCAGAGUAAUGGCCGUAAACAAAUGUUGAGUGAUUCACAGAAGUGAACUGCACAGUUCUUAUGUCAGUUUAUGUUAAUGCAUGACUCAUACUCUAAUGUUCAAGAAUUGAAUGACUUUUAUUAGUGAGGAAGCAUUGACAAAGUCCUGCAGAAAUAAUUCACAUACUUUGGAUGCUUAGAGAUUAAAAUCUGAAAUGUUCUUCUAUAAAUCACAGAAGGUGAACUUCACUGUGUCAGAGAUUUUGUUAUGUAAUUGCAAAUUUUUCUUGGGUGUUUGAGGACAUGUUUUUCAAUAUCUAUUGCACUGUCAAAUUAGUAAUGUGGCUUUACUAGAAACUUUUUGAGCAUGGAUGGAAACUUCAAUUAGAUUGUGUGAUGGUGUGUUAUCUGUCCACUUGCUGGUGUCUUGCUAUUUGAACAGGAGCUUUAAAGCCAUAAAUGAAUGUACAGUUUUGUAUAUAAAACACCCAACAUUGAACUUCAGUUAUCAUUUUACAUGAAUUUUGCAAUACCAGUACAAUUUUAUAUAUAAAGAAAUGUCAAUUAGAUGAAAACAUGUUUCAUACCUGAAUCUUAGUCACUAAUGUGAUAAAAAUAGUAUGUGUUGCACAUUUUCUUCAUUCUUGAAGAUUUCUGUCUUCUGGGUUGCGCUGUGUA